Messenger RNA from Grosmannia clavigera kw1407, 1761 nucleotides. RefSeq names its product zn 2cys6 cluster transcripitional activator. The transcript has 8 exons. The record is from RefSeq and is a predicted model, not a curated record. Bases 1 to 1761 code for a protein of 586 amino acids. Gene Ontology annotation, biological process: positive regulation of transcription by RNA polymerase II; DNA-templated transcription. Gene Ontology annotation, molecular function: sequence-specific DNA binding; zinc ion binding; DNA-binding transcription factor activity, RNA polymerase II-specific. Lineage: Eukaryota; Fungi; Ascomycota; Sordariomycetes; Ophiostomatales; Ophiostomataceae.
AUGCCGCGCUCCAGCUUCUCGGAUAACCCCCUGCUGCGGGUGUCGCGGCCAGUGUCUGCCUGCUCGCGAUGCCGAGCUGCCAAAGUAAAGUGCGAUGGCAAGCUUCCCGCAUGUACGGCCUGUGAAAAGGCUGGGCGCGAGAGCGACUGCUCUGCUGCCAAUGACCAGUUUGCUCGUGGCAAAGAACGAAGUUAUGUGGCUGCAUUGGAGCUCCGAGUCGAGAAGCUUGAGCGCCGCCUUACCUUUGCCCGAUCUCGCACUGCCUCUGUCGCACAGAUCGAAAGCGAUUCUUCACUCAUGACGCACUAUGGCAACGAUCGCAAGGACUCGCUUGCUUUUAUUCGAGCCGCCAUUCACCGUAAAGCCCUCAGGAAGCGCCAGCUCUCCGAUGUCAACUCGCUGGUUUCCGACUUUGGCUACCUUUCCGUCAAUGCCACCACUCGCGACUUCGAGCCGUCUGUCAGCAACAUGACCUUUGCUAGGCUCGUGUUGGCUACGACGGUCAAUGAUCCGCUACCAGAGGCACCUCAGAUGUCGUCCAGAAUUCCCUUGCGCCAAACUGCCAUUGAACUUGUCCAGCACUAUCUCGGACACAUCCACAUUCUUUUGCCCUUCUUCGCCGAAACCACCAUUCUGGCUCACCUCGAAGAGCUGUAUCAUCAGCACCACACCGGCGCGGCGCAGCCCCCGCAGCUUCGUCCCAACCUGCGCGAUGCCGACUACUGGUUGUUUUACAUGGUGCUUGCCAUCAGCUCGGCCUUUCAGAGCUGCAGCUGCCAGGACAGCUUCUACGCCAAUGGAGUGGACUUUGCGGCGCAGGCAAUGCGCUAUGCUGACGGCGCCCUUGCUCCUGGUCGCAGCACACAGGUCCAGUCGUUGCUGCUGCUGACCAUGUAUUCCAUGCUCGAUCCAGCCCACUUCGACAGCUGGCAUCUCAUUGGCAUAACCUGCCGUGCCAUUGUCGAUCUCGGCUUCCACCAGGAUCCUCCGCGCUCACAGAAUAUGGAUGCAACAACGUUGGACGCGCGGCGCUGUACCUUUUACUGUGCAUAUGCCCUUGAUCGCACUAUAAGCAUGGUGAAUGCUCGCGCUUUCUCCUUCACGGACGACGGCAUUAAUGUUGCCUUUCCGUCCAUGAUCGGGCGCAAUUAUCCACGGCCUCGACCACACUUGAACCCGUCUGGGCCCGGUCCUCGACUUCCGGCACAGUCGGUGGCGCUAAACCAUAUGCCUUUAUCCCCCUCGUCACUGGGACCGCCCACAAGUCCGGCGUUGUUGAUAUUCCAGCUACGGAGAGCUCAAUCCCACUGGUAUCAGAUGCUGUACCAGUCCGAUCCAAAAGAGCCGCUGGCUGACCCGACGGCUUUUGUAUGGCGCAUGUGCGCCGACAUGCGGGAGUGGGCCGAAGCUCUCCCGGUUGGCCUCCCGGCAAACCUUCGCGAUUCACUCGAUCUGGAGCUACAGUACAGCUACGUGUACUGCAUAGCUCCAAGCACACGUGCACCGUUGGUGACGACCGUGGCCUGGCGGACAUAUCAUGAUGCCCUGCGGGUGUUUUUCAUGGGCAGCCAGUUCGUUGCCGUGCUGCGCGAUGCUUCGGCCGCUGAUGCCAUUCUGGCAGGCGGGGGAUCCGUUCCAGUGCCAUUGGCCCUACCGGGUGAAGCACCUCCGCCACCGAUGCCGAAAGCCGGUAUGCGGAACCAGGGCCUCGGCGGGGGAGGACGGAACGGUGGCAUCUACCCUCCAGGCCGUUAUGGAUAG